This is a messenger RNA of Anopheles nili, 1902 nucleotides long. RefSeq names its product protein arginine N-methyltransferase 1 (gene Art1). The record is from RefSeq and is a predicted model, not a curated record. Gene Ontology annotation, molecular function: protein-arginine N-methyltransferase activity. NCBI's taxonomy places the organism in Eukaryota, Metazoa, Arthropoda, Insecta, Diptera, Culicidae. Gene Ontology annotation, biological process: peptidyl-arginine methylation. The transcript is spliced from 2 exons. Gene Ontology annotation, cellular component: nucleus. Bases 349 to 1458 code for a protein of 369 amino acids.
GGUUAGACGAAAGACCGCUAAAACCACCAGCAUGUGUACAGGCGCAUCCGCGAGUGAAGAUUAGAAAUUAGGAUUAUAGGCUUUUCUUGAAGGGAAAUAAUCUGUGUUUGUAGCAUAACCAUCGAGGAUCGACCGGUAAUUCGAUAGGGCAAAGGUACGCGUGCCAAUAACCGAAACAACGGCGAGCCUGUGAUUCCGGGUACUGAGACCGAGCCACCAUUUUCCGUGUUGCGAAUAAAGGCUUUGUGAACGGAGUAUUCCGGCAAACGGCACUGUAGCUCCUGCAUCGUGUCUCGUAACAUUUCCAUCCGGUAUAAUAAGUUUAGCUGGUCAUUUCGAAGCAAAGCAAUGGCAAAUUCAAGCACCGACGUACCGAUGGAAUCUGUCGACCCGACAGGCCCGGCAUCUGGAGCACUGAGCCCGAAUACAGUGAAUGGCAAUGGGAACGAUCUUGCCACUAAUGCAGAGGAUAUGACUUCGAGAGACUACUACUUCGAUUCAUAUGCACAUUUUGGCAUCCACGAGGAAAUGCUGAAGGACGAGGUGCGAACGCUGACCUACCGGAACGCGAUGUACCACAAUAAGCAUCUGUUCAAGGGUAAAGUGGUGCUGGACAUUGGCUGCGGAACAGGCAUUCUGUCGAUGUUCGCUGCGAAAGCCGGCGCAGCGAAGGUGAUUGCGAUCGAGUGCUCGAACAUUAUCGACCAUGCACAAAAGAUCAUCGAGGACAACAAUCUUCAGGACACCAUCACGCUGGUGAAAGGCAAGGUGGAGGAAGUGACGCUGCCUGAAGGGUACGAUCACGUCGACAUCAUAAUCUCGGAAUGGAUGGGCUAUUGUCUGUUCUACGAGUCUAUGCUGGAUACCGUCAUUCACGCCAGAGACAAGUGGCUCAAGAAGGACACGGGGAUGAUGUUCCCGGAUCGGUGUACUUUGUUCGUGACAGCGAUCGAAGAUCGACAGUAUAAGGACGAGAAGAUUAAUUGGUGGGAUGACGUAUACGGGUUCAACAUGAGCUCGAUCCGUAAGGUAGCGAUCAGCGAGCCGCUGGUGGAUGUUGUUGAUCCAAAACAGGUCGUCACAACUGCGUAUAUGAUCAAGGAGAUCGACUUGUACACGGUGAAGAAGGAGGACUUGGAGUUCGAAUCUUCGUUCCAUCUCAUGGUGAAGCGUAACGAUUUCGUGCAAGCGUUGGUGACGUACUUCAACGUUGAAUUUACGAAGUGCCACAAACGGCUCGCAUUCAGCACGGCUCCGGAUGCGGCGUACACACACUGGAAGCAGACGGUGUUCUACUUCGAUGACUAUCUGACGGUUAAGAAGGGCGAGGAAAUUUACGGCACGUUCAAGAUGAAGCCGAACGUGCGUAACAACAGGGAUCUCGAUUUCACCAUCGAUUUGCACUUCAAGGGCGAGUUGUCUCAGGUGGACGAAAAAAAUCAGUACCGAAUGCGCUAAAGGAGCGGGAGCAUGUGCCUCCAAACAGUCAUCAUAUAACCCCACCACCACCUUUUAAGGCCCAACAACAUCUCUUAAAUAUCGUCGUUCGCGAGUGUCCAAAGCGAUCACCAGAGAUCCACAGAUUACGACAGAUCCAAUUGGUUACGCGAUAAUAGUAUCUAGCAUUAUAACAAACCAUUGCAUGCAUUGUUCAACGAAUUGGUGAUUCAUUCCACCCGAGAAAUGUUUUACCGUGUGAAAUAUGAUUAUUUUAAUAUUCGUUAACAAAUAUCGAUCCGGAUGUAUUAUGCGUCUACUGGACAUUCAUGGGUCGUUUUAUGUUAUCCAAAAAAACCAUAGGUUGACUCAUAAGUACACAUGUAUCUGCAGCAUGUAGCAAAUGUGAAAAAAUAACUAGGCAUGAACAACGGUUAGUAGUAUGAAUAUACGAACGAACUAUCU